UAUAAUGGCUUUGCAUGCUCUGUGAUCUACCUUUUACAGGCUACGCGCUACCAAAAGGCCUAUUAAAUACAGACAAUACAGAUCUAAUGGCCAAUUCUUAUCCUUAAUCGGAUCACUGAAAUCAGAGCCUACUGUCCUGAAAUAGAGGCAUCCUCUCCUCGAGUCGUCUCCUCGGAGAAGAAGAAGAAGAAAAAAAUCCUGUCCUCCCCUGCGAUGACAGCUGAAUGAUGGAGACACUUUGUAUUUUCGCCUAUCUACUGACCCCCGCGCUCGUAGAAGAGAUGCUUCGCUCGUGCAUGCAUUGCGGAUAAAACUGCAUGUGGUGCAUGAAAAGACGCGAGCCCUCCCAAAGAAAAAAGAGAAGCUAAUCUAUUAGAUGCGCCCUGUGCCUGUUAACGGUGCGCCUUUCUUCCUGCGCCACAGCGGCACCUCUGUCGCUCGUCCCAGGAAGCUGCAGAUGCACUGCGGUAAAAAAAACAAACAACGUCCGUGCGUGGCUGAGCACAACCAGUAUGUGACGACUGUUUGAGCUUAUGCCCCGCUGUUUUUAAACUGAAACUAGUUUAGCUCUGUCCGAGGGGGCACCGCAGGGGCUUCACUGAGCGUUUAUAGCGCGUUUAAUGAGCAACAAAGGGCUUGGGGUAGUUACUAUUAGGGUGAACUGGCCCUUUAACUGGGCUCCAGUGGGCGGGGUUAGUUAUGCUAAUAUUUAAUCUCUCUGUCAACAUGGUCAUUUAACGCCGUAUCAGUCAAUAACUGCCCGUGCAGUUGUGGGUUCAGCUUUUAUAAUAAUUAGAUAAUAAUGCAGCUGAAGCGCGGGUUUUAGCUGCUGACCAGUGUGAUGGCAUUUCACAACAAUUCAACUCUAACACCAAACACCCACUAACGUUGUGUGUGAGGAGUGCCGAUGCUGUUUUGUCAACCAGCUAGCAUCAGCUACGCCUACGGGCAAGCUGCUGUUAGCAUUUACGAGCUUGUUUUUAUUUUUAUUUUUUACACAAACGAGCGACGUUAACGUCAUUUUGUAUCUGGAAUUCGCGAAUAAUAAUGUUGUGCUACAAAUAGCCAGCGACGCGCUCUAUAAAAGUAAAAAAAGUUCGACAUACCGACAUAUCAAAGGUAAAGUAACUAAGCUAACGUUAACUGCUAGCUAGCUAACGUGUGAGCUAAUCAAUGCUGGUCAGCUCACUUUACACGCUAACGCAGACAUGAGCGAAUGCACACCGUGACCAGACCACAUGUUGGUAAUAGUGCUUUUUAACGACAACCGUUUAUGUGACGGACCAUGUGAGAGCUCGCAGUAGCUAACAUUAGCGAGCUAACAGUAGAUGUGGUAGUGAUCAUCAGGUGGAAGCUCCUGCAUUUCUGAUCACAAAUCAAUAUCUUUAUCGACAGCCUGCCCAUCUGAGGACGGGGCUCAAACAAUCGAUCAAUUAUGUUAAACGUUAGCUACACGGUCGAUUGACAAGUGAAUGAAAAAGUUUGAAAAAUGCGUUAAUUUACAAUUAAAGCAUUUUAAAGGGUGAUGAAUUAAUUGUUACGGUUUGUUUUCCAGCUACUGUUCCAGCUUCACAGUUGUGAGGAUUUACUGCUUUUUGUGUUUAUUUGACAGUGAGCUGUUUAGGUAUUGUUAGUGUUACUUGGGAAAACCAUCAAUUUGAUGAUACUCGUUUUGUCCAAAUAACGAAAAGAUUCAACAUACUUUCAUAUAAGACAAUCUAAAGCAGUAAAUAUUCACUUCUGCGAGGCUGAAUCCAGUCAGUUUAGUUUUAUAUUUGCUUGAAAAUGCAAUUACUCCAUUAUUAAAAUAGUUUCAGAAGAACUUUCUCUUGAUCAACUAAUUGAUUAGUUGACUAGUUAUUUCAGCUCUGUAAUUGCUGUCGAGAUAAAAUACAUUCACCUCACUGAGAAUGUUGCAAUGAAGAAACUGCCUCAGUUUAUUGUAGUUUAAAUGUCGAUGUCACUGCUAUUGUUUUCCAUUUAGUUGAGUUCUGUCUUGGAUCUGGAUGUGUUGUCCUGUUGCCUUCAGUAACAUGCUGAGAUGUGCAUGUACUUGUAUUGUAAAUGUUUUAUGAUCAAUAAAUAAAAUCAACACAUAUUGUAAUUUAAACGUUCCUCGAUACAAAGGACACAUUCCUCAAAAUAUUAUACCCAACAAAAAAUAAACACUGAAGAUAAACAUACCACACGCAAGGAAAGUGUAACAGCAGCAAAGGGAAGUACAAGAACAGAUGUAUAGAUAAGUAACUACAAUAAAAACUACAGUAGAUGCACAUCUACUGCAUUGAGACAAAAUAUUGAAAAUAAUCGAUUUUCACUUUGUAAAGUGUUAUUCUUCUCUCUAGUUUUGUGAGACCAUGGAUGCCACCUGCAGUGCUUCUGCUGCUCCAGCUGGUUUGACUGUCCAGGUGUGCUUCCCUGGUGCCCGUGCUGCCGUCUUGGACAAUCUGAACCGGCAGCGAGAGGAAGGAAGACUGUGUGACCUCUCCAUCCAGGUGCAGGGGCAAGUGUUCAGGGCCCACCGCUGUGUGCUCGCUGCAUCCUCGCCUUACUUUCACGACCAGGUGUUGCUGAAGAAUGUUACGACUGUUUCCCUCCCCUCGGUUAUGGACCCGGUGGCCUUCGAGAGUGUGCUGAGCUCGGCCUACACGGGCCAGCUGAGCAUCGUGCACGAUGACAUCGUGAACUACGUCACCGUGGCCAGUUUCCUCCAGAUGUGGCACAUCGUGGACAAAUGCACAGAGAUCCUGAAGAGGCCCCGGCCCCCACCAGAAGUCAGCCCUGGGGAGGCCGCCGCCGCAGCAGCUCACCCCGGCACCGCGUCCCGCCAGCAGUCCCCGAGCAGCACCGACUGCUUGUACCUGGAAAGGGAGGGAAGAAGGAAGGAGAGGAAGCCGGAUGCCCUGCCCCCCUUAGCCACGUGGAGACGUCCGCAGCAGUUCCCCAGAUGGGGGCGACCACGGCCCCCAUCGACCCAGCACUUGGCCGACUCCCAACUGGACACCCUGGCUGGCUAUGCGGAGGGUGAUUACGCCAACUGCGAGGAGGCGUGGGUAUCAGGCCACACCAAAACCGGCCACUUUGCUCUCGAUGGACUGGGCUACAAUGGCCGGUACCACGGGGGGUUCCCCAGUGGCGAGGCGCUAAAGCAGAAGGUCAGGUUUCAACAGCGGGGAGUGCUGCCGAGCAGCGACAGGCUGCUUGAUAAGAAUAGAGAGAGCGGGGAUAGUGAUGAGACGCAAGAGAAGAGGAGGAAGGAGAAAAGAGAGAUGGAGGCAGACGAGGGAGUCAGAGAAGCAGCGGUGCAGAAGAAGGGGGGCUUUGCACAAAUGGGGCACUGCGACUUCCGCCCAGUUUCAGAUGAGAGUGUAGGACAAGCCACAGGGAAGGCGAGUGUGGAGGAGAUCAAGGACAAAGUGCAGAGAACUUUGGCAGGAAGAGACCCCUCCUCAGACCUGACCGGCGGUCAUGCUUGCCAAACAGGUGUUCCGGGCCCCUCCUGUCCCGUCUCAGCCCGGCCUCAGUGGCAGACAGGUCCCUGGUCUCAACAAGAGCAGAGGCCUCAGGACGGAGGGGGCGGCAGCUGCAGUAAAGACGAGGAUGAAGGUGACGAGCAGGAGGACGCAGACUUUGAAUGUUUCACGGAAGGGACGUUUAGCCGAGGCACAUAUGACGAGAUCCAAGAUGGCACGGGACAGGUUUCCCAGAGGCCUUUAGUGCCCGUGUCCCCCGACUUCACCAUGGCGGGAUCAGAGGUGAGCUGGCCCUCCACCAGCGCGGGACAGAGUAGCUCGUCAACCCCCACCUCAAGCCGCCUCCUGUCUCCAUCGUCUGCUGCAUUUCCACCGCCCUCUUCGCCCCCGACGCCGUCUUCGUCCUCCUCGGUGUCCCUCGCCGGCGCCCCCUACACGGGCAAAGUCCACUUCUGCCACUGCGGCAAAGCCUACACCCUGAAGAGCAUGCGUGACCGGCACGUGAAGAUGCAGCACCUCAACCUACGGCCCUUCGGCUGUCCUGUUUGCACAAAGUCCUUCAAGAUGAAGCACCAUCUGACCAAGCACCUUAAGACUCACGGAGGGCUGCGGCCCUACGAGUGUGGCCUGUGUGGGAAGAAAGUCAUUUGGAGGGACAGCUUCCUCAGGCAUCAGGUCCGAUGCGAGAGACUCGCCUCCAGCUCCUCAGCCAACGGCAACGAGACCGCACCUGCAGCGGACGUCGACGACAGCUUCGGUUAUGGAUUUGAGGACAGCGAGGCUUUUCUCGCGACGGGAGGACAAGUGAAAGUCGAGGAGGUGGAUUUUCGCGGGGAGAUGGAGGACGGGAUGCGUGGCCUCCUGGGCAGCGUGUCUGGGAUUGUGGACGAGCUCAGAACUCAGUCGCAAAACUUGGACGCCGGUAGUCAUGUUUUUAAAGAGGAGGCGAGUGAGAGCUUUAGCGGAAAUUAAACGUUAACGUGUAAAUUGUGUGCGCACAAAUACACACGAUGACUGUUCUUUUCAUGCCAUGGAUGUUUUGACAAAAAAAAAAGGAACAAUCCUAUGCUUUUAUCAAGUGGCCCUUUUUAAUUUGUGCAGUGCCACAUAGCCUCAGUUCUUGUUAAGUGAUGCUGUAAACUGUACAUCUGUGUUGUAAAUGUACCUCUUGGGCCCGAUUAAAGUUCAUUUGUAUUUUGCA
Molecule: messenger RNA, 4674 nt
Organism: Anarrhichthys ocellatus (wolf-eel)
Lineage: Eukaryota; Metazoa; Chordata; Actinopteri; Perciformes; Anarhichadidae
Gene: zbtb22a
Product: zinc finger and BTB domain containing 22a
Exons: 3
Coding region: 2358-4445 (695 amino acids)
Biological process (GO): regulation of transcription by RNA polymerase II
Molecular function (GO): RNA polymerase II cis-regulatory region sequence-specific DNA binding; protein binding; DNA-binding transcription factor activity, RNA polymerase II-specific
Source: RefSeq, a predicted model, not a curated record